Messenger RNA from Ostrinia furnacalis (Asian corn borer), 705 nucleotides. RefSeq lists its product as uncharacterized. Lineage: Eukaryota; Metazoa; Arthropoda; Insecta; Lepidoptera; Crambidae. The record is from RefSeq and is a predicted model, not a curated record. Bases 49 to 690 code for a protein of 213 amino acids. The transcript has 5 exons.
AGACAACUAAUGGAUUUUUAAUCAGUUCGUUUACAUCUUGUUAUUAACAUGACAGUUUUCAGACUACUUAUCAUAUUUUGCACUAUGCGUCUCUCCUGGCCCCUACAGUACCGUUACUGGAACAAAUAUCAUAUUUGGGACACGACGCUGAAAGUACCUGCAGCUUUGAUCAAUGUUAUGAAGACGUACCACCAGAAUGCUCGCGUCAGAUCCACUGAGCUGAACGAAAUGCGGUUCAUGUAUGAAGAAUCUCCGCAUUAUGAAGAAGGAUACGUCAUGAGCGAACUGGUUGAUAGAUACAAAAAGAUGGUGUAUCACGUCAAACACCCGAUGGAGCACCAAUCCGACAACGUGUUCGAGACUCUUCGGCACCUUGAACUGGUUGAACACCUCGGCCAAGAGAUCUACCACCUCUCCCAUAUGAUACACGAGAUCCCACGGAAGUAUAGACAAAUACCAGAAUUUGCCAAUUUAGAAAAAGAGAUAGACAUGGCCAAAGUUCAAGAAGAGAUGAAAAACUUGAAGGAACAAGAAAGACUUCAGAAGAGAGAGAAAAAGAAGGCUGCUAAAGUGUUGAAGAAGUUGAGAGAGCUUGCGAUGGCGCAAGGACAGAAGGUGAACUACCCUCCGAAGAUCAGAAAUAAGUGGUGGCCCAUCGACUAUGGGUGGGAGAUAGAUUAUUAUUGGUAACUGUUACUGACAGAA